Molecule: messenger RNA, 2287 nt
Organism: Cucurbitaria berberidis CBS 394.84
Lineage: Eukaryota; Fungi; Ascomycota; Dothideomycetes; Pleosporales; Cucurbitariaceae
Exons: 3
Coding region: 25-1968 (647 amino acids)
Biological process (GO): transcription by RNA polymerase III
Cellular component (GO): RNA polymerase III complex
Molecular function (GO): DNA binding
Source: RefSeq, a predicted model, not a curated record
CGUAUUCAAUCCACGUAACUACAAAUGCCACCAAAAGCAAGAGGAAGAGGAGGCACACGCGCCCGUGGAGGAGGUAGAGGAGGUGCAGCCGGAAGCAGGUCCACAGCCGCCGCUAGCGAGCCUACAGAGACAGAGGCCCCGCAAAGCACAGCUGCGCCAAAUACAGUUGAAGCUCCAACGCAGCCUGUACUACCGAAACAGGAAGACGAGGAUGAUUCGAAACCGCCAACCACGGGUGAGAAUGUCUCAGCGACUAUUGAGUCACAGGCAUCGCCAUCGGUAGCCGCCUCUGCGGCUGCGUCCCCUCAGGGUGGCACAGUAUCAUCAACACGCGCCCCAGUGCAGAGACUUGGCAGUCUCCAAGGCGCAAUACCACCUUCGCGUUCCGCUUCACCCUCCGUACGCGGUCGCGGUAGCGCCGUUCGAAGCAAGCGGGGCAUGGUCAAACCUACAUUCACAGGCCGACGGAGUAAAGAAGAGCGAGAAGCGAUCGCAAAGGAACAGAAGGAGCGUGAUGCCCUACGAAACGCUGAGCGUGAUGCUGCAAUAGAGAAGAAGGCAAAGGACGAAGCAUCCAAGGCGAGGCGAGAAGCGAAAAGUGCGCUCAGAGCAAGAGGCGGGUUCGGUGGUGCAGUGAGCGGACCUUUUUCGCUGGGCAGUUCUCGAGAAGACAGGAAAGGCAACCCAAACCGCGGCCCUUCGGGCUUCGGAUCUGGAUCAGGCUCGCGAGCAGUGCGCAUCAAGAACGACGGUGACGGCCAGGCAGGUCCAAGCCACCGCUCCGGUGGAGGUGGAGGUGGAGGACGUGGUUCCUCGAUCAAAAGAGAAGACGGAGGCUAUGUCUCCUCCUCCGAAGAAGACGACGCCGAAUUCCCACGCAAAGACAUCGAUCUCAUUGAAAUCUCCUCCGAUGAAGACGACGCUACUCCUGACACGGCCCCUAAGCCGCGCGCGUCAAGGACGGCACUACCUGUUCGCAUCGGCAGGAAGGAGCAUCAAGAACGCACAUUCGGUAUCAACACAGAAGCAAGCACAGAGACUUCAGCUAAGAUAUUGGAACAAGCGGAGGCGACUGGUCAGGCAAUGACACCCGCUGCUUCAGAGCAAGUUUCGCGCAAGGGCAAGGCAAAGGCGAAAGACGUCGAGAUCACAAGCGUACGGAAGCCGUUUAGGGGAGUAUGGCAGGAUAACCAGGACUCCGAGGUCUCAGUCAAGGCAGAAGCUAUCAGUGACGACGAGAACAUGGCAGAUGCGGAGCAAGUCGGCAUCGCCAAACCUCUAACCCAACCGAUAGAGCAGCAAGGACCAUCAUCGCCGGACGCCGAGAGGAAACCUCCAGUGAAAGUAAUAUCCGCUACAGAGCCGGUUAUGCAGACUGACGAAGAUCGUGCCGAGUGGGCGCGUUUUCAAUCCAAUCUUCGCCACAUUCGAGCCGAGCUGGGUCCAGAAGAGGUACCCGCGGUGGAUGCAUCUGGGGACAUGAACAUGGCCGACGCAGCGACAAAUGAUAAGAAGCCGACCGUACGCGAUAAUAACGUAUACCUCUUUCAGAUACCGCCGCUCAUGCCCGAGUUACAAUCUCCAUCCAUCAAGAAGGAGCCGUCAGACGCACAGAACACUACAGCUUCAGCACUCCCGCAAGCCAUAAAACCAGAGCCCAAGGUCAAGCUCGAAGAAGGAGGCUUUUCCGACCCUUCAGCGAAAGCUUCUUCUGGGCCACGCUUUGCUAGCGGCCAAGUCGGCAAGUUACGCGUACGCCAAUCUGGCCGGACAACGUUGGAUUGGGGGGGCACAAGCUAUGAGCUCACACCUGGAAACAAGGCUUCCUUUUUGCAGGAGGUAGUAUCCAUCAACGUGGUGCCAGAAACGAGUCGUGUGGUCCCUGAGGAUGCCGGUGAAGCUGUGUCAUUUGGGCGCGUCAAAGGGAAAUUCGUCGUUGUGCCGGAUUGGGAGAGUAUGCUGGGGUAAGACGGGGAUGGAGGAAGCGGGGAGCGUUGAAACUGGGGGAGGGAGGAGGGAGGAGUCAUGGAGCAGCAUGGUAAGGCGUUUGGGACGCAUUUACUGGCGUUAACGACGGACGACAAUGUCCAAGACGACAUGAUGAGGGUCUGUAAAGGUCUAUGACGCCCUUCCAUCUAGGGAAACUCAAUCCAAGUCAGAUUCACGUGAGGAGUAUAUGUGUCCUAUUUACCUAAACAAGUAGGAUCUCUUGAAGGAACAGAGUCUACCAGGGGAUGGUGAGAAAGUUCUAGUUAUACAACACCUGAGGAACGAAUGAUCACAGAGC